Molecule: messenger RNA, 515 nt
Organism: Opisthorchis viverrini
Lineage: Eukaryota; Metazoa; Platyhelminthes; Trematoda; Opisthorchiida; Opisthorchiidae
Exons: 3
Coding region: 61-462 (133 amino acids)
Molecular function (GO): zinc ion binding; nucleic acid binding
Source: RefSeq, a predicted model, not a curated record
CAUUUCUAAUAUCUAUCUUUCUGCAUCGUUUUAGCACACACUGUGUAGACCGCAUGUGUUAUGGGUCGUAAAGGGGCACGCAACACCCGUUAUAAGGUGAAAAACCGUUCGAGAGACAUUGAUCAGAUUUACGAAGAUGUGAAAGAAGAAAAUAUUGUCAGACGCAUUGCUGAGGCAACAGAACCUGAUGAGGAUCUGCCCGCUCUGGGUCAGUUUUUUUGCGUGUCUUGUAACAAGUACUUUAUCAACGAACGCACACUCCUUGUCCACAAGACUGGAAAACCGCACAAACGUCGAUUGAAAGCUUUGGUUGAACAGCCGCAUACACAAGAUGAUGCUGACUUCGCAGCUGGGCUCAUGAAGGAUGACAGCCACCUACGGAACAAGAAACUUGCUACUUCUGCGCAAGACCAAAGUGCACCUCUCUUCAACUCCUUGGCUUCGUAUGCAUGUGCUGAGUAAAUAUCUUUAUACUGGACUGAGGACAAUUCUGUAUAAAAUAUUGUACAUUCGGG